Molecule: messenger RNA, 3096 nt
Organism: Mycena indigotica
Lineage: Eukaryota; Fungi; Basidiomycota; Agaricomycetes; Agaricales; Mycenaceae
Exons: 9
Coding region: 1-3096 (1031 amino acids)
Source: RefSeq, a predicted model, not a curated record
AUGUCGGCUCACCUUCAAAAGCGCAAGCGAGGAAGACCUCGGAAAGCCACAGUCAACGAGCAGAGCAUUCCCAACAACUCUGACGAUGAGAUAUAUGACGAGCUACCAGCAGCGAUACGCACGGUUUCCGGCGAGUUACUCGACACAGCUUUAGCUUCAGUCAUAGUUGAGGAGGAGAUACCCACGGUGGGGAAACUGAAGCGUAGCCAGGGUGCUUCCACCAAGCUUCAAGAUGCACUUGAUCAUUUACCCGCCCUUCGUGAACAAAUAACCCAGUCUUUACACCAUAAUCCGGGUAUCGGUUGUCCCUGCGCAUGUGGAGACCAGAACGCUGUUUUCACCUGCUCUCUCUGCUCUGGGAGGCAGAUGCUUUGCAGCGCAUGCACUGUGAAGCAGCACUCACAGCACCCCUUUCAUCGGAUCUUCCAGUGGAAAACCGAUGUCUAUGGCUCUGCGUUCAGUCCUAUCUCUCUCCUGGAUCUUGGGCUGGUUUUGGACGCUUGCACCAAUGGGUUUCAGCCUUGCCCACGAGCAUCAUCCGACACAAUGAAGCUCACUGUUGUUGCGGUCAAUGGCAUUCACGAAUUAAAGAUUCGUCUUUGUGGCUGCCGAAGCCCUGCAACAGAGAGGUUAUAUGAACGAUGGGAACAGCUACUUCAGCUUCGACUUUUCCCUGCUACAUUUGCCUUUCCCCGAACAGCCUUCGACUUCCACGCCCUCGAACAAUUCCACGUCCAGUCCUUGACCUCCAAAAUCACGGUCUACGAUUACAUACGCUCUCUCGAGAAGCUGACAGACGCCGUCUUCCCUCAAGAUGUCACUGAUCGGUACCGAGAAUUCGCCCGGUCCUUCCGCAUCUGGCGGUUCUUAGCGCUUGAACGACGAGCGGGGCAACAGCAUGGAAUUGAUUCCCAUGUCCCACAUCGAACCGAAGGUGGAUUGGCAACACGCUGUCCUGCAUGCCCAGAAGUCGGAUUCAAUAUCUCCCGCGCAGAGAUUGACGCACUACCAGAUGACCUAAAGUAUACUUCCCGACUUGUACUCUCCGUGGAUGCAAACUUCAAGGCACAACGCAAAAAUAAGAAAACGAAGGAGGACUCGGGUGACAUAGUACUGAAUGCAGGCCACGCGUUCUUUCCUGAUGACCAAGACUUCACCGAAUAUAUCAAAGUAACCGACGCAGCAAAGAUCAAGGAGCCCAAUCCCGAGCCCGAGGGUAUCAUUUGCAACCAUUUUAACGCCAAAACGCUGCAGAAUAUGGCUAAAUUCAAGAACGUUGUCAUCUCCGGUGUUGUUGCCGUUCAGUGUGCUCGACAUGGGUUUUUCCUUCCUGGGGCGCUUGUCGAUCUCACGAGAGGAGAGGCGUACAACCGAACCGACUAUGCAGUCUGCAAUGUGUUGGCCGAAAACCAUCUGAACGAAAAUAUAGCGAUUACCUACGAUAUCUGGUGUCAGUAUGGUAUCAACCUACCGAAGCGUGUCCAGAAGUUCUUCAACACUCUCUAUCCGCUUGCAAAGCUCGUGUUUGGCGGGAUUCCCAAGAUGCAUAUUCACAAUCAUCGGGAGUUCUGCGAGUUGAUUUACAACUUAAAUUGGCUGGUUGGUAUGGGUUUGAUCACGGGAGAGAUGAUCGAGUCAUCUUGGGCCGAGCUCAAUCUGACCGCAGGGAGUACCAAAGAGCAGAACCACGGCAAUCGUCACGACUCGCUCGAUGAGGCAUGCAACAAUUGGAACUGGGACAAGUUAAUCCGGCUCGCAGAUACUCUUGUUCGCCUCUACUGUGACGCAAAGCUUCAGCUAAAUCGGCGCCAAAAUGAUUUCAAUGGCCAUUGCAGCACCGUUCCGCCUGAAAAACUUGCCGAAUGGCACUCAAUACCAGCAGAGACUACAUUCGAUGUAAACGGAAAAGUCGUCAACUGCCCAUUUGAGCUCAAACUCGAGAAUGGCCCACCGACUCACCAAGCAGCUUACCGAAAGCUUAUGGAAGAAGAAUUUUCAAACAAAAAACAAAAACUUGGCUUGUUCGAAGGCGACUCAGCAAUCAUCGCUAUCGGUUUAGCUAUCGAAAGAGAUCAGUGUUCAGUUGCCCGUCUUGUCUCCGCAAAGCGACCCGACCAAGAAGAUGUCAUUUCAAAUCGCCGCAAUCAACUGACUGACAAGCUCACCGAAUUUCGCCAGGUCCUAUUGGAACGUGUGCCUGCACUGAAAACGCUCCUGAGGGACCCGAUUUCCGAGAAACCCGAAAUCACACGUCUCUUCCUACCAUCCGAGUUCUCUGCAAUUCAACGGGACGACUACGACCUAGUGGCACUUGCAUCGAUCGAGUAUGCAUUGCGUGAAGGCCUCGCACAUGACACCUUGCAGGAGAUACGGAACGCUAUCCGGGCAUUCAACAUCACCAUCAACUUCAAGAAAACCCAUAUCACAGGGACGGGCGCCAAUACACGGGCGCAGACACAUGCUAUGGUGCAAUACAAUGAUAUUCGCAUCCUUGCGACAGGGUAUAAGGUGCAACGCGAGGCGCUGAUGCGACUUGGUCUCCCUCCGACUGACACAGUGCUCCGACCAUUACUCAAGAAACAUUUGAAGGGGAAGGAUGGGCAAGCUCUGAGAGCAGGCCAGUCACGGGAGUUGGAGUCGUGGAUUUGGAGAGUUGCCCGCCCAGAGGGAAUGUCCGAAGCACAGGCCAAAGAUUGGCAAUUUGAAAUGGAUCGAAUGCGCUAUUUCCGGUUACGCGCCUCUGUAGACCGAGCGACCGAGGAGAUCAACAUUUUGGAGGCUGAGUUCAAGCGAUGCAAGACGGCCUUUGAUCGCUAUGCAAUGAUAUGGGCGGAAAUGGCUCAAGCGCCACAGAGUUUGGUGCUGGGGAAGUCGGCUUAUGCGGUCAAAAAGGCAAGGAUGUUCGCCAAGCUUGCUAUGCGGUCCGAGAAUGCCAGGGCCUCGCUGGACAAAGCAUAUGGUGACGCUUUGAAGCGCCAGGAAAAGCGUGAUGCCGAGCAGGCGGCGAAGGAUGCUCAGGACGCCGAGAUGGAAGAGGAGGGCGGUGACCAGGAGUUGUUUGAGGUGGAUUUGGUGCGGGAUAUGCAUACAGGGUAG